Messenger RNA from Lycium ferocissimum, 1536 nucleotides. Its product is annotated as probable protein phosphatase 2C 24. The transcript is spliced from 4 exons. Gene Ontology annotation, biological process: protein dephosphorylation. The coding region runs from base 298 to 1530 and encodes 410 amino acids. Gene Ontology annotation, cellular component: nucleus; cytosol. Lineage: Eukaryota; Viridiplantae; Streptophyta; Magnoliopsida; Solanales; Solanaceae. The record is from RefSeq and is a predicted model, not a curated record. Gene Ontology annotation, molecular function: protein serine/threonine phosphatase activity; cation binding.
UUCAGAUCAUGAAGUCUGAAAAUCCGUCUUUCUAUUUUAAAUUCGUAUUCUAUAAAAAACUGACACACACCCAAAGUGAUUUCCUUUAUAUUGGGUCCUCCUGUUUCUGCCAUUGAUUUCCAUUUACAUUCUCUCCUCUCUCAUUUCAUCUCUUUUGUUUCCUACCCUCAAUUUUUCCAAGCAAUUGUUCUAUAAACUGGGUAUUAAAGGCCUAUCAAAGUCGCCGUACAUAUAUAUAUAACUUCUCAAAGUGAACAAUAAAAGGGGUAUAAAGUGUCUUGUUGUUUAUAGAAGUGAAUGGCAGAGGUUUGCCGUGGUGUUGUACCUGAAACUGAUUCAUCGCCGUCGCCGCCGUGUGAGAGUCAUUCACGGGUGGCGAGAAGGCGGAGAAUGGAGCUUCGUAAGGUAAAGUUCGUAACUCCACCUGAAACAGAGAACGGAAUAAAACGUCCAAAAUUAAGGAUUUAUUCAAGAUUUUGUGAUAACGCUGUGGAAAAUUCUUGUAGUGAUGAGGAAAACCAACUGAGAUUAUUAGUGACUAAUAAAGGGUCACCGCCAACUAUUAUUGUGGCUCCAAUUUUGAGUCCUUUGAAUUGUACUUCUCUUCUUGUUCAGUCAGUGGCAUGUCCAAAGUUCGGUUUUGCGUCUGUUUGUGGACGGAGAAGAGAUAUGGAAGAUGCCGUGGCGAUUCAUCCUUCUUUUCUCCAAAUGGAACAAGAGAAUAGUGGAGAUUUGCAUUAUUUUGGCGUCUAUGAUGGUCAUGGUUGCUCUCAUGUGGCGACGAAGUGUAAAGAGAGGUUACACGAGUUGGUCAAGGAAGAGUUGGAGAAUAACGAAGGAAAUGAUGAAUGGGAGCUUGCAAUGGACCGAAGCUUCCAUCGUAUGGAGAAAGAAGUGAUUGCAUGGAAUAAGACGGUUACUCGAGCUACAUGCCGAUGCGAAAUGCAAACACCGGAAUGUGACGCUGUUGGUUCAACUGCGGUAGUCGCAGUUGUAACGCCCGACAAGAUUAUUGUCGCGAAUUGUGGUGAUUCCAGAGCUAUUCUUUGCCGAAAUGGCAAAGCUAUCCCUCUUUCUAACGAUCAAAAACCCGAUCGUCCAGAUGAGCUAAACCGGAUCCAAGAAGCUGGUGGUAGAGUAAUUUAUUGGGAUGGCCCUCGCGUUUCAGGGGUUUUGGCCAUGUCUAGAGCCAUUGGUGAUAAUUAUUUGAAGCCAUAUGUAAUAUGUGAGCCAGAGGUGACGAUAACGGAUCGAACGGCAGAAGAUGACUGUUUGAUUCUGGCAAGUGACGGAUUGUGGGACGUAGUCUCAAACGACACUGCAUGUGGCGUUGCCGGGAUGUGCCUGAAAGGGAAGGCACCGCCAGUAUCGAGCGCGCCAGCAUCUAUGCCGGAAAAUGGACCCGUCGGCGUGGUGAAUUCCGACCAGGGUUGCUCUGAUGCUUCAAUGCUUUUGACUAAACUAGCCCUCGCGAGGCGGAGUUCCGACAAUGUCAGCGUUGUCGUGGUUGAUCUGAGGAACAACACGUAAUAGCAU